AUGAUGGAUCAGGCGCAUUUUGGAGAGUAUUUGCUGAGGCAACAAAUGUUGCAUGCGGCCUCACUUAGUGGCUUACAGCACCGCGUGGGCGCUGAUGCUGAGCCGCCGGCGUGCGAGGCGCGUCUAUUAAACGCCGAGCUGUGGCGCCGUUUUCACGACAUCGGCACUGAAAUGAUCAUCACCAAGGGGGGCCGCCGCAUGUUUCCAUCCCUUCGCAUCUCAUUAAGCAGUCUCGACCCGCGCGAAGAAUAUUGCGUGUUGUUGGAACUGUCGCUGGUGGGGCGGAGACGCUGGCGCUGGGCGGGUGGGGCGUGGGCAGCCGCCGGUGGUGCGGAGCCACAGUCCCCCAGGCGCCUGAUGCUGCACCCAGAUUCGCCAGCACCGGGACAUCAUUGGACGGCUAACCCCGUGUCCUUUAGCAAGCUCAAGCUGACGAAUAAUACCAUGGACGCCCAGGGUCAUAUGGUACUGACGUCCAUGCACAAAUACCGUCCCCGUGUGGUGGUGGUGAGGGCGCGAGAUGCUGCCGCGCUGGCGUGGGGAGCACCACAUGCUGCAUUCUCGUUCCCCGAGACUGAAUUCAUCGCUGUCACUGCUUAUCAGAACGACCGCAUCACGAAGUUGAAGAUCGAUAACAAUCCGUUUGCUAAAGGAUUCAGAGCAUGUGGACAGUCCAAGUGCAAGAGAAAAAAUACCGAUACAGAAAGCAACAAUACAGAGCCAUCUAGCAGUGACACUAGCGAGCCCAAACGCCCGUGCUCUGACGCCGCAUCAUCAUGUUCUGAAGAAGGCAGCCUUCGGUCAUCAUCCCCUCGAUCACCGCCUCUUGUAGAAUCACCAGCUCCUCUAUUAGCCCCACCUGAAAACAUAUCUCCACCUCCCACAUUCUACCCACCAGAACUACCAUACAUAGGUCAACUGCACAUGCCAAUGCCCUUAGGCUUCUGGGCAGGUGGUCUUGCUUGGAGCCAUGCUCUACCUCCACCACCGCCGAGAAUCCCCUCUCCAACCCCACCCGCACCUGCGCCCUGCCGUCGAGUAAAAAGCUUUACAAUUAGCGCUCUUCUUGGUGAAGGGUGA
Molecule: messenger RNA, 1080 nt
Organism: Parnassius apollo (apollo)
Lineage: Eukaryota; Metazoa; Arthropoda; Insecta; Lepidoptera; Papilionidae
Source: the annotation of a GenBank genome assembly